This is a messenger RNA of Melitaea cinxia (Glanville fritillary), 2085 nucleotides long. Its product is annotated as E3 ubiquitin-protein ligase Mdm2-like. Bases 176 to 1516 code for a protein of 446 amino acids. NCBI's taxonomy places the organism in Eukaryota, Metazoa, Arthropoda, Insecta, Lepidoptera, Nymphalidae. The transcript has 6 exons. The record is from RefSeq and is a predicted model, not a curated record.
CAUAAAAAUUUCAAACUAGCUUUGAACGUGUACCAACGAGUCAAGCAAAUUGACUACCUAAUUACGUUCAUUUAGUUUUAUAGUCAUAUUUUAAGCUGUUCUAAGAGUAUAUUGCUUAGAUCAGAUUGAAAUUGAAGUCCACGCGACUUCAUAUUUCUAAUUUUGUGAGCAUAUUAUGAAUACAACAGCAUCUUAUUCUUCAGAACCUUCAUGGAGUCGCCGCUGCUCAACGGAGACUGUAUUCAGCAUCCAGGGAAGAGAAACUGAUUUUGUCCGCGACACAAGUGACACAGAGUGGUGCAGUGAUGAGCAGGGCGUGGAGUUCGAGCCCGUCACCGAGCCGGAGGAAGAGGGCGCGUUCAUCGGGGACACUUCCUGCCCGAGCGACUCAGCGGAACUCGCUUCGCUGCCGACUCAGCCCACGCACCGCUUCCAGAACGAGAUAAUAGCGACGCGCGUGGUGGAGGUGAGCGUGCGGGACGACGGCGCGCUGCAGCUGGCGGACUCCGAGUGCAGCGCCUCCAGCAGCGACAGCGAGCUCGACCUGCACGACUACUGGCUGUGCGCCACGUGCCGCGCCGCCAACAACACGCCGCUCUACCGCUACUGCGAGAAGUGCUUCCGGAUACGCAAAAACUUCUUCCCUCCGAGACCGAAACCGAAACGAAAACGCAAACCGAGCUCCGAACCGACUGAAUCCCAGCCGGUGUCCUCCCAGGACUCCGGCGUCGUAUCCCUCGCCCACAGCCAGGGAAGCGAUGUCGCUGCCCUGCUGAAUACCGACUCGGAUAGACUGAAACGCGUCAGAAGCUUAAUAUAUUCUGACUCUGCCGAUACCGAUUCUUAUUCGGAUAGCGAGAGUGAAGAUGAGAAAUUGAUUUCUACUGAAGCGAGUGAAGAGGUGAGAAAAAAAUCGAAUCCACCUAGAAGACCGAAACGCAAACGUAAACAGAGCUUCGACAAGUGUUCGCAAGAUACAGGAGUGCAGACGGGCAGUCAACACUCCGAGCAUUCCGAACACGUCGAAUCGGACAAACAAAACGAUUCCGAUUCGAAUAAACGUCGAUUAACAGAGGAAUCAGAAAUACGAUCUCAACUACUUUCGAAGCGAAUAAAAAUCGAGUAUGACACAGAUAUCGAUUCGGAGUCUAAAAUCGAUGUCGCGCCACUAAGCAAGACGGUCAGCGACCCCGCUCUCACCAUCCACACACUCCCUCAGGUAAAUAUCUGUCAAAGUUCCACAGACAACACAAAUAUCUGUCAAAGUAAAAGUCAAACUACAGACGACACAAACAGCGACGCUGUCAAGCGCGAGACGGGCACAGAUAAAAAAGACAAAGCGGACAAUACGUGUAUAAUUUGCACGACCGAGCCCAAGUCGGGUGUUUUCGUUCACGGUCGGAUCGCGCACAUCUGCUGUUGUUACAAAUGCGCGGUAGAAGUAUGGAGGAAAACUAAGCGGUGUCCCGUCUGUAAUUGUAAAGUUAGUAAUGUUUUACGGGCCAUUGUCAUGUAAACAUUUUCUUAAACAAAACUACAUUGACACAUCGAUUAGAAACACACUAUGGGUCAUCACAUAUUAUAUUUCUGUCAGAGUUUUUCUAAUGUAACCGGAUAAAGCUAUAAUAAAAAAAAAAUUUAUGUGCGUCGUAAGAUCAGAGUAUCUCCCGGGAACAGUUAGAAUUUUUCUGACAGAAAUUUCAGAUUAUUUUCGUUUUAACAUUAACAACAAAAUCACAUUUUAGUUUAAAAAAAAAUAAAAUCUGACAUCAAACAUAUAUAACUUAUCCAAAAUUGGAAUGAAAUAAAAUGCAGUAUCGAUUGCAUUUUAUAGAUUCCUAAUCAACUAACCAUCCAUGGAUACAACGCUAAAACUUCAUACAUAAAGACCGUCCGCAUACAUUCUACUUUAUCUGAAUCAGAAAAAAAAAUUUAAAAAAGUUAAUAUAUAACUUGUAGAUGCGCUCUAGCCUUGUAGGUUAUCUUAACUAAAAAUUUUAACUUGAGACAACUUUCAAUGUAAAAAAAACCAAAGAAAGAUACACUUACAUGUGUAUACAAAUUAAAUCAUUGAAAAAUAUAUUG